Molecule: messenger RNA, 1391 nt
Organism: Girardinichthys multiradiatus
Lineage: Eukaryota; Metazoa; Chordata; Actinopteri; Cyprinodontiformes; Goodeidae
Product: ras-related protein ORAB-1
Exons: 6
Coding region: 163-771 (202 amino acids)
Molecular function (GO): GTP binding; GTPase activity
Source: RefSeq, a predicted model, not a curated record
UUCAGACCAUACAGACGGCCAUAUUUGAUUCGGUUGCAGUGUUCUGACAGCUACUUCACGAAGAAACACGUCUCAAAGUGACGACAGGUCCAGUUAAAAAUCCUCCCGAAACGACGUCCAGCUGCUUCCACAGCCAGCACACCUCACAACCAGCAGGCAACCAUGAAUCCAGAAUACGACUACUUAUUCAAGCUGCUGCUGAUCGGUGACUCUGGUGUCGGAAAGUCUUGUCUCCUGCUUCGGUUUGCAGAUGACACGUACACAGAAAGCUACAUCAGCACCAUCGGGGUGGACUUCAAGAUCAGGACCAUCGAGCUGGACGGGAAGACCAUCAAGCUUCAGAUUUGGGACACAGCCGGGCAGGAAAGGUUCAGAACCAUCACGUCCAGUUACUACAGAGGAGCUCAUGGCAUCAUAGUGGUCUACGAUGUGACGGAUCAGGAGUCCUUCAACAACGUCAAGCAGUGGCUGCAGGAGAUCGACCGCUACGCCAGCGAGAAUGUCAACAAGCUGCUCGUCGGGAACAAGUGCGACCUGACCACCAAAAAGGUGGUGGACUACACUACAGCCAAGGAGUUCGCAGACAACCUGGGGAUCCCGUUCCUGGAGACCAGUGCCAAGAGCGCCACCAACGUGGAGCAGGCCUUCAUGACCAUGGCGGCCGAGAUCAAGAAGAGGAUGGGCCCCGGGGCCACAGCCAAUGCUUCAGAGAAGUCCAACUUGAAGAUCCAGAGCAAGCCGGUAAACACCUCGUCUGGAGGCUGCUGCUGAGAACCAUUAGGCGCCGUGAUCCGACCCAGACCGCCAGCCCACCACUGGCCUCCAUGUCCCCUCCUCCUCCUCCUCCUCCUCCUCCUCCUCCUCCUCCUCCUCCUCAGACAGACAGUCAGGAGGACACAAAAGGUGUUCCUGUUUGUCAGUCAGCAGUAGGAUGAUAAGCCCCGCCCCCACAGAUCUCACCGCCAUCUCCUCAUCACACGGAAAACAUUUUUAAAAAGAAAAGUCUCUUCGGUUUGUGCUGCUCUCCAGCAACAGCUGGGCAGAGCAACACGUCUCUCCAGACGGAGCGCGCGCUCAGACCGGCAGCGUGCACGCCGCCAUGCGCUUCUUCAGCAGGCUCCGCCCCCACAGUCCACGUGCCUUCAUGGCAGGAGAAGAAUCCACGCUGCUCCAUAAUAACAUUCCCGUUAGGCGGCGUGCACGCUGCUGGUUUAAUUUGUCCGCUGAGCCGUGCUCCUGCAGAGCUCCUAUAAACUGUAUAUAUUUAUACAUAAAUGUUUGCAGAACAUGUAGAGCAGCGAUUGAAAGGAAGCAGAAAUCUGAUUUGUUGCUGCAGACGUGACAUUUUUGUUGCACAGUGUCUAUUAAAGAAUGAAGGAGAUCUUUGAUAA